Messenger RNA from Closterium sp. NIES-67, 2379 nucleotides. Lineage: Eukaryota; Viridiplantae; Streptophyta; Zygnematophyceae; Desmidiales; Closteriaceae. The record is from the annotation of a GenBank genome assembly.
UCAUAUAUUUUCACUAGUUCCCGUUCACUCUAGAUCUCGUGCCUAACCAGCUCGAACGUGGCACUCAAUUCCUAGCUCUUUAUUACAGGAGUUAUUCUAAGAUUGCAGAGUCCAAGCACAGAAGUCAAAAAUCAUUUUUUUUUUUUUUUUAAUUUUAACCUCUAAAAUGGCCCUGACACGCGUCCAAUCAGUGCUAUUGCUCCUCGUUCUCUCCCUCCUCCCCAUCGUAUCUCGCGCGUUGAAUUUCGACUGCAAUAACGAGCCAACCGACAGCAUUUCCGUCCUCAGUUUCUGCACCGACGCCGGCGACCGCCGCACCUGCAUGUACGGCAGCAUUCCAGAAAAUUAUGACUACAACGCACUUCUGCGCGGCGCUCUUUUCUGUAAGGACUGCGCGGGAAGCGUGUGGCGACUGUCGCAGUGCUGCGACCUGGACUUGAGCGACUACUAUCUCGUGGCUGGUCAGCAGGCGUACGCUGACUCCGCGAAAAACGCAAUAAAAAAACUGAAAUGUCCUGGAAAUAAGGGGUGUAGCAAUGGUUACCCCCAGUGUAAUUGGAAGGGGUUCCAGGGUAUUGCUCCCUAUAGUAGGUAUGCUGAGACAAGGGUAUGGUAACCACAUGAUGCCGGUGUCUGUUAGGCAGGGCGGCUUAGGGGGUAUCAUGUGUUUACAAGCAGCAGAAGACAAUCAGGACAUACGUCCUCAGGACGUCAACGUCUCUGGAAUCAUAAUAAAGCCUUGACGCCACAUGUCACGUGGCCGCUUUGGGCUUUAGUGUGGCGAACGUGGGGAUUCAGGUCUGAUUGAUUUUGGCGUGUUGCUGAAGAUGGAGCUACUCGCUGAUUUUGUGGAGCAGUGGCAAUGGAUCACAUAGCGUGGUACCAGGGGUAUAUUAUGCUGUACAUGUUUCUGUGAAAUCUCAACUAGUUCACUUCUCAGUUCCCAGGAAACCUGUUCCUUCAUAGCAGAAAUUUGUCAGCGAGCUUCACGCUCUGGCUAAGCACCUUUGCUAGAAUCCUCGUCUUCCAAUUCAGUGAGCCUCCAGCAGACCCUCGAGUGUAAGCUUUGGUUUCCGCAAUAGACGAGUAUUUUCCCACCAGGUUCCUUCGUACUAGUAGUAGGCGUCAGUCAACUGCACCAGCGACGUCCCCCCAGCGCCGAUGGCGGCGAAAAAUCCUCCCCUGAUUCUCCUCGCGACUCUCUUCCUCUCCUCCCUUCUUCUCCCGCUUGCUCCGGCUCGCGCGUUCACCUUCGACUGCGCGAACGAGGUUAGCGAAACCGUUUCCAUCCUGAGCUUCUGUAACGGGGAUGGCUGGCGUCACACGUGUCUCUACGGCGGCGGAUACGCUACCGACGGCUCGGGGGAGUGCACGCGAGUUGAUAACGGCGCGCUGUACUGCACGGAUUGCCAGGGGACCGAGCACGUGCUGGAGCGCUGCUGCGAUAUAGACCUCUCUGGUUACGAGCUGAGCGCAGGCCAGCAGGCCAACACGUAUGAUAUCGAGGCAGGAAUCAGCGUGCUGCAGUGCCCCGGGAACUCCGACUGCGCCGAUUUUGGCUAUCCGCAGUGUAACGGAGGUGGGUACGAUGGGAUUACUCCGUAUUUCUACAACGAGUUUUCCUACUCGCGCGGUUACGAUGUUUGCCCCGAUUCCAGCAACGGCGGAGUGAUGCUGCGCGCGUUGGAGCGCCCCCGCCCGCACAGCAGCGGAGUGCGCCUGCGCGAGGCGGAGGAAUCCGCCUUUCCGGCGGAGGAGCUUCCUGCGGAAGAGGUUUCUGUCGCGGAAAUCCGCGCCAUUGCUGCCCCCCGUAGUGCGCAGGUGGGCGGAGUGACUAAGAUGCGCCGCCGCCUGUGGGGAAGCGGACGCCCCUGGUCUCCCCCCAAGAUGUACCGCCGCCGCCUGUGGGGAAGCGGGCGCCCCUGGACUCCCCCUAAGAUGUACCGCCGCCGCCUAUGGGGAAGCGGGCGCCCCUGGUCUCCCCCUAAGAUGUACCGCCGCCGCCUAUGGGGAAGCGGGCGCCCCUGGUCUCCCCCGAAGAUGUACCGCCGCCGCCUGUACGGAAGCGGGAGGCAGUGGUACCCGUAACAACACAGGAGCAACAGCUAAUUCUAGGCACGAGAGACCAGGAGCUAGAAGCAAAGCAACGGUGAGAGGAAGUGGGUUUGAUGUGAGAUGUAGAAGAUGGAGAUUGGUUAGAUGAUCGUGCGGUCCAUAAUGAAGGCUGAUCAGGUAGCAAAGUUACAGGGUUUCGUGAUAGUAGGGGCCAGAACGGGAUUGUUGUGGUUCGGGAUUAGAAAUCAUUGUUUUUAGUGUAGGAAGCGUGUGCUAGAAGAUAUGCUUGUACUCUCUUCUCUUGUACUUCAUAUUUUUUUUAUG